Colossoma macropomum (tambaqui) is the source of this 2248-nucleotide messenger RNA. It is a transcript of the gene nherf4b, whose product is annotated as PDZ domain containing 3b. The record is from RefSeq and is a predicted model, not a curated record. NCBI's taxonomy places the organism in Eukaryota, Metazoa, Chordata, Actinopteri, Characiformes, Serrasalmidae. Gene Ontology annotation, cellular component: apical plasma membrane. Gene Ontology annotation, molecular function: protein-membrane adaptor activity; signaling receptor binding. Gene Ontology annotation, biological process: protein localization to plasma membrane.
CUCCAGCCACCAUGAGAGUAACGCACUUCCCAGUGCUGGAAAAUGCCAUGGAACUGACCGACAGAUUUGUCUUCAAUCUGAAGGAAGGAAUUGACAAUCCAGCCAUGGACAUCGCCGAAGAUGCAGAGAGGGUGUCCGGCCCCUUGCCCCGGGUGUGUGUGCUGAAGAGGGAGGAAGGAGAGAAUUUCGGCUUUCACCUGCGUGUGGAGAGAGGGCGGCCAGGUCACGUGGUCAGACAUGUGGAUACAUUGGGCGUGGCCGAGAGGGCAGGCCUGAGGGACGGGGACCGGCUCCUGGAGGUCAAUGAGCUGUUUGUGGAUGACCUUGGGCAUGUGGAGGUGGCCGGUAAGAUCCAGGUGAGUGGACCUCAGCUGUGUCUGCUGGUGCUGGACGGGGAGGAGUAUGAGCAGGCUGUGGCUCAGGGCCGAGACCUGAGAGAACUGGCCGGUGCCCAGCGGGGGGAGGGUUGGAAGCCCCCUCGUCUCUGCCACAUCACCAGAGACCCAGUGACUGGCCUGGGCUUCAGCAUCUUGCCUGUGGAGGGUGAGAAAGGCAAAUUCACCAUAAGUCCAGUAACUGGAGGGCCUGCAGAGAAGGCCGGAGUGAGAAAAGCAGACCGGCUGAUCUGGAUCAAUGGCGCCAUGGCUUGCGAGCUUACACAUUCUGCUAUAAGCAAGAUGGUGAAGAAGUGCAGCGAUCACAUGACUGUGCUGGUGAUAGACAGCGAAAGUGAGAAGAGUUAUGUCCGCAGGCGGAUGCUCAUUCUGCCCGCUAUGGCCGAUGCACAGAGCAUGCCACACAGGCCCAGGAGACUGCACCUGGAGCAGGGCCCAGACGGCUAUGGCUUCUACCUCAGACAAGAGAAAACCUCAGCAGGACGCUUAGUUCACAUGCUGCGAGAUGUGGAGGCAGGCAGUCCUGCAGAGCUGGCAGGUGUUAAGGAUGGGGAGCUUCUGCUGGAGGUGAACGGAGAGUCCACUGAACAUCUGAGUCAUGAGGAUGUGGUCAGCCUAUUCAGACAGAGUGGACAACAGGUGACAAUCACGACUAUGACUCUCCACGGCCAAGACUUCUACACUAAGCUGGGUUUGUCUCCUCUGCUCUUCACUGAGGAAGAUGCACCUGCCAAAGAGCAGAAAGAAAAGCCUGCAGCAGUGGUGAAGCUGGCAGCGCCCCUCGCUGAAGCUCAGGAGGAACUGCGGGUGGAGGCCAAUGUCAGACUGUGCGUGCUACAGAGAGGCACCGUUGGCUUUGGUUUCCAUUUGGGCUGCAUCCAACAGAAACCUGGCACCUUUCAUCAACCAGGGGGUUCAGCAGAGAGUUCUGGUCUCCUGCAAGGUGAUGUGAUAGUGGAGGUGAAUGGGCAAAAUGUAGAGGAUGAGUGUUUAGAAGAUGUGAUUUUACUCAUGAAGAAAGGAGAAACCUCUCUUUCCUUGCUGGUGGUGGACAGACCAGGUUAUGAAUGGAUGAAAAAGAACGGGAAGCCCAUCACUGCUGAAAAAGUAGUAAAGGCCUCAGAGGUAAAGGAGGAUGUGAGCCCAUCUCCCACACAGCCAACUCUCUAAUCCCUGAGACCAAUGCAAGUCGCUUCCUAAGCCUCUGUGAAAAGCACUGGACUCUGUGCUGAGAAAGCGUCUAACUUCACUGGGGCCAAGUGUAACCAGACAGGGGAUUGAGAUGAGCUCCUUGACAAUGUUGUGGCAAUAAACUCAGUGCUGUUUUUCUGCAAAAGAAUAAGUCUGGGAUGCUCAUGAAUUCUUUUCUAGCUGCUCUGAACUCUGUCUAUGCUUGGCAAAGAGCACAGGCAACACGCAAGUGGAAAACUGUAAUUAUCUAUGCAUCAUUAUGGAAAUCUCAGUUGAAAGAGAACGCCAUUCAAUUCAAUAAAUAUGCAAGAAAGAAGUAAUAAAGAAAGCAAGAAAAAGUUGUGUUACUGUGAAUAAUGUUAUGUAUAAUGAGCAGUUGUAUAUCAUUUCAAUAACGUAGAAGGAUAAAGAUAUGUUUUACUUAAGGGUGUAGUUAGAACUUUUAGAAUGGGGUGGCCAAAUGAGACCCAGAGUUUUUUUAUCAGGGUGGCAUGCUGCUAGGAAAAAAAAAAUAAAAGUGUUUAUUAAAAUGUAUAUUAAAUGAGAUAAAAAGUGAUGCAUUGUUUUUUUUUCUCUCUACAUAACUAAGCCUGUCCAUGAUUUUCAUGUGAGUAAUAUACAAUACAAUUUUUUGCCAAAAAUAAACUAAAAGACAAAACUGU